AUGAUGAAUGGCCAAGAGAGAGUCACUCCUGGAAGUGCAGUGGUUCCCUUCUGCCACAGCAGUGACCAGCCCUCAGCCCUGCAGCAGCAGUUCUCGGAGUGGGAGUGCGACUCAGCGGUGCCACAAGGCACAGACCGAGGCUGGAUGUGCUGCCCAAAGGGCUGGAGAAGGUUUCAAGGAAGCUGCUAUUUCCUGUCCACUGACAUGAUGUCAUGGGAUGAGAGUGCAGAGAACUGCACUGGGAUGGGCUCCCAGCUGGUGGUGAUCACCAGCAAGGCAGAGCAGGAAUUCCUCUCUGAGCAGAUAAGGCAAUCUAAAGAACCUAAACGAGACAAUUCAUACAUUGGACUGUUUGCAAUGCAGGGGGGGCAGUGGCAGUGGGUGGACAAGACUCCCUACAAUGUGACAGCAGCGUUCUGGCCAAAAGGAGAACCAAGUGAAGGCUAUGAUGAGAAUUGCGUUAUAAUCUACAGGGAUACUGAACUACCCAACAACUGGAAUAGUGUCAGAUGUUUGAACUAUCAUCGAAUUUGUGAAGCUGCAGCAGUAACUGUGUGAUGGAAAUGCCCCUGUCCUGAGUAAAGCUGGGAGCUCAGCAGGGAGCUGGGAACAGCUCUGGCUGUGCUGGGAAGGGUGGGGAGCUCUGACACAUCUUCACUGUGUGGGGUGGGACCACGUGUGUGGAAAUGAAAUGAGCUUUGUCCAGCAUGCCCAGUGCAUGUGGUGGCUCAGGGAACACAGGGAGGCUCAGGCUCUUUGGAGCAGCUCCUGUGUUCUUGAGUCCUCUUCUCUCUAUGUGGUUCCAGCAGCCUCUGGCUGAUAAGAGAUGGACUUCUCCAGGAAGAAGGCACUGGAAUGGAAGGCAGAGAUCCCGAGAUUCAAUGUCCUCUGUCUCCUUGAGCAGAGCUGUUUGCUUUUUGUUGAGUCACACACAAAAUGUCCUCUAGCUGUACUGGUUUUGCCAAACAAAUUCCGAAAUCUUAGACAAGAGAAAAUACAGUAUCAGACCAAUGAAGAAA
Molecule: messenger RNA, 1019 nt
Organism: Melospiza georgiana
Lineage: Eukaryota; Metazoa; Chordata; Aves; Passeriformes; Passerellidae
Product: C-type lectin domain family 4 member E-like
Exons: 5
Coding region: 1-558 (185 amino acids)
Source: RefSeq, a predicted model, not a curated record